UCAUUCAAUUUCAAUUUUCGCUACAAAUAUUUGGCGUCGCCGGCGGUAUAGGAUUGUGUGUGUGUGUUUCGUGUUUGCGGAAGAACAACUUUUACCAGCGGUCACAUUUUUUGUGCCUCGUGGUUGCGUGGUGGUUGUGAGAUACAAACGUAAAAAAAACACGAAAUGCUGAAGCGUAUGCAAUAAUAAAGAAAUAGAAAACAAUAAUAAAAGAAAAUCGCGGCGCCGACACGUAUAUAUGUACCUGUGUACAUACGAACGUCAUAUGUAAAAUUGAUUUUUAUUUCGUGAGCAAAUAAAAAACAAAACAAACGGAUACCUUAAAAUCGCUUUGAAUAUUAUACAACAAAUAAGUGCUUUUUUGUCGGAUCUAUAUAUAAUUUUUGCCAGAAGAUAAUCAGGCAAUCACGUGGACGAGCGGGGCGGCGGGUGCACCACAGGGCAGCGGAGGAAGUAAACGUGAUGUAAAGGAGUCCAGCGGAUUAGGUAGAGAGUCAGAGAGAGAGAGAGAGAGAGAGAGAGAGAGAGACAGACAGAGAGAGAGGGAGCAAUUGUGAGUUGGCGAAGAGGAGAGAUAGAAUUGGAACUUGUCAACUCUUUGAGCAGCACGGAAGAGCCCGGAAGACAAAGUGAAUUUGUUUCAGCAUACGAUGUCAUCGAUCUCGGCGCAGGGUGUGGUCGAGAGAGCUUCCGCUGAACUGUCAAAGCGGAUCAACGGUCUCGGUCUGCGUUCGAAGCAUCACCACGGUGGCUCAUCGUCCUCCCCUUCCCCCACGGGGUCCAAUUCGUCUAAUUCGAACACAGCCACGUCAAAUUCCACGUCCAAUGUCUCAACGUCCAGCUCCUCGUCCAGCGGCAAAACCUCAGUAAUGGAGCGUGUGACGAACGCUCUCUGUGGCGGUGGCAACUCCAGCAACUCAGCGGCCACCAAUUCCAAUGCAAAUGUACAGACGCCCGACAAACCAUCACGUGGAAGUGUUAGCGUCGGACAGAGUCCUUGCUUGACUGCUGCCACCACUCCACAACAGACACAGCAACCGCAACAACAACAACAGCAGCACCAGGCGCCCCAACAGCAACAGCUUGCGCCAACGAGUCCCAUUCCCGCCGCGCACCACACGACGACGGCCCACUUAAUGCAACAACAACAGCAGCAGCAGCAGGUCCAGCAUCAGCACCAUCACCAGCAGCAGCAGCAGCAGUUGCAGGCUCAAAUGGCAAGCUCCACGCUAAUCAAUUCGAACCAUCACAUGGUCAUGGGGACACCAACACCGCCCGCGGGCAUACCGCUGGGCGCACCGCCAACGCCCACAGUGAAGUCGAUUGCCAAACAGAUGAACAUCAUGAUACCUGGCAACAAUCCAUCGCCCACAUUCAGCACGAUGGGCAUGGUUGCGGCACAGAAGGCAACCGCCGGCGGCGGCACGCCCCUACAAAUGCGCAAACAGUUACCCAAUCCGCACCUGCAUCAUCCGUAUGGUAUGGCUGUCGCUGCUGGAGCACCGGGCGCCGCUCAGGUCUCGCAGUUGGCGGCCGCCGUCAACCAAUCCACGCUCAUACUUCACAAACACCCGCCUCUGAUACAAAGCAUCGAUGCACUAUUGCUCGACGACCGCUUCCUCAAUCGAUUCUUUCAAUACUUUUCCCCGUACGAACGGCGGGUGCUAGCCCAGGUGUGCAUCAAGUGGCGCGACAUCCUCUACAGGAGUCCUCGCUACUGGUCCGGACUUCUUCCAACCCUACAAUGUCGUGAGCUCCGCCAGAUGCCUGGCUGUGAUCGCGGCAAGCUUUACAAUUCACUGAUCCGUCGCGGUUUCCAUGCACUGGGCCUGGUCGGCGCAUCGGACGAGGAUGCCCUCGAUGUGGUACACUCAUUUCCGUUGGCCUCCAAGCACAUACACUCGCUCAGUUUGCGCUGUUCUUCGAUCAGUGAUCGCGGCCUCGAGACCUUACUUGACCAUUUACAGAGUCUGUUUGAACUCGAGCUGGCCGGAUGCAAUGAAGUCACCGAGGCCGGCCUCUGGGCCUGUCUGACGCCGCGCAUUGUUUCCCUAUCGCUGGCGGACUGCAUCAACAUUGCGGACGAGGCGGUUGGGGCUGUGGCCCAGCUGUUGCCAUCCUUGUACGAGUUCUCGCUGCAGGCUUACCAUGUGACCGAUGCUGCCCUGGGCUAUUUCUCACCAAAACAAAGUCACAGUCUGAGCAUAUUACGCUUACAGUCAUGUUGGGAACUAACCAAUCAUGGCAUUGUUAAUAUUGUGCACUCCUUGCCGCAUCUUACGGUGCUGAGCCUGUCCGGUUGCAGCAAACUGACCGACGAUGGUGUCGAGCUGAUUGCCGAGAAUCUGCAAAAACUGCGCGCCCUAGACCUGUCCUGGUGUCCACGCAUAACGGACGCCUCGCUCGAGUAUAUCGCCUGUGAUCUGAAUCAACUGGAGGAAUUGACAUUGGAUAGGUGUGUACACAUAACGGAUAUCGGAGUUGGCUAUAUUUCCACGAUGCUUUCGCUCACCGCCCUUUUCCUGCGCUGGUGCUCGCAGGUUCGCGACUUUGGACUUCAGCAUCUGUGCUCCAUGCGCAAUCUGCAGGUAUUAUCACUCGCCGGCUGCCCACUGCUGACCUCGUCGGGCCUCUCCAGUCUCAUACAGUUGCGGCAUCUGCAGGAGCUCGAGCUUACCAAUUGUCCUGGGGCAUCGCACGAGCUCUUCGACUACCUGAAGGAACACUUGCCACGCUGCUUGAUUAUCGAAUAAUUGGUGGAUGACGUUAAUAUUGAAGUUUUGUGAGCAAUUUUACAGAGUUGGUGACUUGACUUUAUUUUAGUAUUUGAACAACUGAUUUUAUUUUAGAUUCAGUUCUUUUGUAACUAUUUUUAUGCAGCCUCAGGGCUAUUUUAUCUUUACUUUUAGUCGGCAAAUGCAUCUUUGUUCCCACUGUGCUCUGUAAUCCUUUAUAGUUUCUAGUAUCUUUUAAUUUUUUGCUGUGAUUUACAAGGAUCUAAGUUAAGUUGAACUGUUUAGAAAGUACUAUACAUAGAAAGCCCCAAAAGAUAAUUAUGUAUGUCUAAAGUAAAUAAUUUAUAUUAGUUUUAAAGGCAAGCUUUACCUAUUUUCACUGUAAUUAAACAUAUGUAUGUAUGUGUGAAACUUGUGUGAACACGAAAAAUAUUUGUAAAUUACAAACAGAAACAAAUAAAACAUCAUUGCGCCCAAAAGACAAACACUAAAACAAACCUAAAUGCAAUAUGCAAAUCAAAUCAAAAUAUUAUGCAAUUUAUUGUUCAAAGCAACACUUUUCAAAAACACAAAAUGCUAAACAAAAACCAAAUAUUUAUAUCCGUAACGUGCAAAAGUUGCUAACCAGCUUUAAAACUUACACACUUUUGCAGCCCCGACCACUAAAAUUUUAAUCGAAUUGUACCAUAUGACUACCUAUGCUUAAACACAAAGUACAGAAACGUAAAUAUUUUAAUAAGAAUAAACACAUAGAAACUCCAAAACACCUAAAACCUAUGCAUGUAUGUAGCAAAAGAGAAUAAAGAGUUAGUAGGGGAACGUAAGAAAGGACUAGACAAAUUUGCACGCUACGCCAUGAAAAAGAUUUCAAUUCCUUAUACAAUAUGUAUUACGAAACUAAGCAACACAACAAAUUACAAAGGUUUUAGUGCAUUUUAUUUAUAAAUAGCAAUUUCCCAAAAAGUACGAGUCGGGCGAGUAUGCUCGAAUUUAAAGAUUUUUUGGAGCCCUCCCUAGACCUUAAAUGCAAAAAUGAACAGAGUUAUAUAUACACACAUCUACAUAUAUAUAUAUAAAUAUUAUAUAUAUAUGUAUAUUAUAUGAGAUAUCUACCUUACGUAGUAGCGCUACAAAUGAGGAGGAGCACACAAAAUUAUCAUACAUGUUUGUUUUAAAUUAAAAUGUGAAAACUCUUUCAAAAGUUGGAGUAAAACACAAACACAAAACAAAUGAAAUUUGCAAAUCUAAAAUGAAGACACUCUAAAAAUACAUACCUAA
This is a messenger RNA of Scaptodrosophila lebanonensis, 4013 nucleotides long. RefSeq names its product F-box/LRR-repeat protein 16. Gene Ontology annotation, molecular function: protein binding. Lineage: Eukaryota; Metazoa; Arthropoda; Insecta; Diptera; Drosophilidae. The transcript has 6 exons. The record is from RefSeq and is a predicted model, not a curated record. Bases 651 to 2753 code for a protein of 700 amino acids.